AUGUCAUACAAUAUUAAUAGCUAUAGAAGUAGUAGAAACUUCAGCAACAAUGAUGACGAUGAAGAAAUUAUCCCAAUUACUACAGAUGAAUUAGUUGACAAUAAAACUACUACGGAACAAGAUAUUUCAACACCUAUAAUAAAAGAGAUGUCAGUAUUAUCACCGAAUACAACAGAAGAUUCUGGAAACGAAUUAAGAAAAAAUUGGUGGAAAUUAUUAUUAGCAUUUAUUGUCACAAUUUUAGUGAUAGCUCUCGAUUCUUCUUUUAUGAAAAUAGAUAAUUCGACGUUUGACAAUUCAAAAUCACCAUUAAAUUCAACAUUUACGCCACCCAUAAAUCAAAACUAUCCAUACGGAAGAAAUAGUCCAAUACAUGGUGUCAAUUUAGGUGGUUGGCUAGUACUUGAUCCACUUAUUGUUCCAUCAUUUUUCAAUUCUGAUACACUGGAUGAAUAUUCAGUUGCCAAAUCACUUGAUCCUGAUACGGCAAGAGCUAAAUUUAUAAAACAUUACGAUGAGUUUGUUACUGAAGAUGAUUUCCAAAAAAUGUCAGAAUUUGGAUUAAAUCAUGUCAGAAUUCCAAUUGGAUUUUGGGCAAUUGAAGUAUUACAAGGAGAACCAUUUGUGCCAUAUGCAAGCUGGCAAUUUCUGUUGAGAGGAAUCAAUUGGGCAAGAAAAUAUGGAUUAAGAGUUUUUGUGGAUUUGCAUAAAGUCCCAGAUAUAAAUGAAACACUUAAAGAUGUUGGAUAUGGUGCCGAAAAGUCAAACCGUACACUCCGAUAUAUAAAAGCUUUAGCAAACUUUUUUAAUGGGGACAAUUAUACUCAUGUGACAUCACUGCUCGGACCAAUCGAUACGACAAUUUUUAGUCGUGUGGUGGGAAAUCUCAGCGAAUUCUACAAUCAAUCAUAUUAUGAGAUAAGUGCAUCUUAUGAUGUUAAUAGCAGACAACCUUAUGUGGUAUUUGACGAAGCCAGCACAGGAUUUUCAUAUUGGUCUACUUUAUUAAAAUCAUUUCCUCGUGCUAUACUGGGUAGCCACCGUUGGUUCUUAUAUGAUGUGCCAAAAAAUUCAUCAUCCGACUAUGAACAGCUAGCUUUGUCUUGGUCGUGCGAACAAAAAUCUAACUUUACUAAUAGCCAAGAUGAAAAUGUCAUAACAAUUGCUACUGAAUGGGCUGCAGCUGUAUAUGAUUGUGCACAUAUUCGUGCUAUUAAUGGUUCUCUUCCUCAAUCUUUGAAUUAUACAUGUGAUGACGAUAAUAAUUGGCAGAAUUGGAAUCAAACGAAAAAAGAAUAUUUGUUAAAUUUGACUGAAGCUCAAAUGGAAGCAUAUGAGAGUGGAAGUGGUUGGUUUUAUUGGACUUGGAAAACAGAGAAUAAUUCUGCACCAAAAUUUGAUUACAAACUUGGAGAAUGGAUGGAUUCCCAAUCUGAACAAAAAUCGUACAACUUUUUGCAGAAACCACAACCAGCGUCCGAACUAAAUAAUACUGAAAAUGAUCAAUUCUCUUAA
Ambispora leptoticha is the source of this 1515-nucleotide messenger RNA. The record is from the annotation of a GenBank genome assembly. Lineage: Eukaryota; Fungi; Glomeromycota; Glomeromycetes; Archaeosporales; Ambisporaceae.